Molecule: messenger RNA, 1338 nt
Organism: Neohortaea acidophila
Lineage: Eukaryota; Fungi; Ascomycota; Dothideomycetes; Mycosphaerellales; Teratosphaeriaceae
Product: phosphoribosylglycinamide synthetase
Exons: 3
Coding region: 1-1338 (445 amino acids)
Biological process (GO): purine nucleobase biosynthetic process
Molecular function (GO): ATP binding; phosphoribosylamine-glycine ligase activity; metal ion binding
Source: RefSeq, a predicted model, not a curated record
AUGGCUCCGAAGCUGCGCAUUCUCCUGAUAGGAAAUGGUGGGCGAGAGCACACUUUGGCUUGGGCUCUGGCCAAAUCGCCGCGAGUCGAUUGUAUCCACGUCGUGUCCGGCAAUGGAGGCACAGAAGGCGUUGCAAAAUGCAAAAACAUCUCAUCAGUCCGCCCCGACGACUUCGCAGCUCUCGUCCAACACGCAACCAACAACCAAUUGAACUUCCUCCUCCCCGGUCCUGAAGUACCCCUGGUGGCCGGCAUCGUCGACUUCUUCAACCAACAUGCCCCCAACGUUCAAUGUUUCGGCCCGUCACAGGCAGCCGCGCAAAUGGAGGGCAGCAAAACCUUCUCCAAAGACUUCAUGAAACGCCAUGGCAUCCCGACCGCGCGAUACGAAAACUUCGACGACUACGAGUCCGCGCGACGCUACCUCGAGACGGUGGAUUUCCGCGUGGUCAUAAAAGCAGAUGGCCUGGCGGCUGGCAAAGGGGUCAUCAUCCCUCAGAACAGCCAAGAAGCGCAAGCCGCGCUCAAGGAAAUCAUGCUCGACAAGGAAUUCGGGGCUGCGGGGAACUCGGUGGUGAUUGAAGAGUUCCUCGAAGGCGACGAAAUCAGCGUGCUCUCCCUCUCCGACGGCCAGACCAUUCUCAGUCUCCCUGCCGCGCAAGACCACAAACGGAUCGGCGACGGCGACACAGGACCCAACACAGGCGGCAUGGGAACCUAUGCUCCAACCCCCUUUGCAACCGCAUCCCUGAUGGCCGAAUUGGAGAAGACGGUCCUGCAACCCACCAUCGCAGGCAUGACGCAAGACGGCAUCCCCUUCCGCGGCUGCCUCUUCACGGGUUUCAUGCUCACCCCUUCCGGCCCGCGCGUGCUCGAGUACAACGUGCGCUUCGGCGAUCCAGAAACGCAAUCCGUGCUCCCCCUCUUGCAGUCAGAUUUGGCCGAGUUGAUGCAAGCCUGCUGCACGGGAACGCUCUUAUCCCACACCCUUGCUAUCGCUCCCAUGAGCGCGUGCACAGUCGUCAUGGCCGCGGCAGGAUAUCCAGGCGCAUACGCCAAAGGCACGCCAAUGACGGUGCAGCCUCCAGCGGAGGAAGAGGGGACCUUUCUUUUCCACGCAGGCACGGUGGUUGAUAGUGACGGACAGCUGAAGACGAGCGGCGGCCGCGUCAUUGCUGCUACUGCUACGGGCGAUUCGCUUACCGAGGCCGUCGAUCAUGCUUACAAAACUGUGAGAUUGGUGCGGUUCGAGGGCAUGCAGUUCCGGCGGGAUAUUGCGCAUAGGGCGUUGCCUGAUGGCUUGCGGCCACAGCGAGGCAUUUUCAAGAGCGGUCGAUAA